AUGAAAGAAUUCUACGGCUUACGAGGCUCGAAGCUAGAUGUGGCCAUUGCCAUCGUAGCAGGCGCAGACUUUGCCCUCUUUGGCUAUGAUCAGGGAGUUUUAGGUGGCUUGCUCACCCUGCCCAGCUUCUUGAAUUUGUUCCCGCAACUCGAUGUCAUGAACCCACCUGGCGGUGAUACCAGCAAAGCAUCCAAUAUCCAGGGCAUUACUGUUGGACUCUAUACCUUGGGUUGCUUCUUCGGAGCUGUCGCAACGAUUUGGCUUGGAAAUAUGCUUGGGCGCAAACGCACAAUCUUCAUCGGAUCUUCAAUCAUGAUCGUAGGCGCAGCGAUACAGUGCUCCUCGUUCAGUCUUGGACAACUACUUGCUGGGCGCUUUAUCACUGGAUUCGGAAACGGUAUGAACACAUCGACAGUGCCGACCUGGCAGUCAGAGACGUCGAAGUCACACAAUCGCGGGCGCAUGGUGAUGAUUGAAGGCUCGCUCAUCGUCUUUGGAGUGAUGAUCAGUUACUGGAUCGAUCUGGGGAUGAGCUUCACCGAGCCGUCCUCGGUCUCGUGGCGUUUCCCCAUCGCUUUCCAAAUCGUUAUUGCCAUAUUCAUUCUAAGUCUGAUUCCAGGUCUUCCGGAGUCGCCUCGCUGGCUCGUGCUGAAGGGCAAGGACGAGAAGGCGCUUAACGUGCUCUCGGCCCUUCAAGAUCUCCCGGAAGAUGAUCAAAUCGUUCAAAGCGAGUACAAGGCAAUCAAAGACACGGUCGAGGAGAUGCAAAAGGGCAGCUUUGCAGACGCCUUCAAGACCAAUCGCAACCGCAAUCUACAUCGCACAAUCUUGGCUUAUGUCAACCAGAUGUUCCAACAGAUCAGCGGAAUCAAUAUCAUCACUUACUACGCGGCCACUGUGUUCCAACAAAUUGGCCUUUCACCCUUCCUAUCCCGACUACUCGCUGCGCUGAACGGCACCGAAUAUUUUCUAGCUUCGUGGAUUGCCUUCUUCCUUAUUGAGAAAGUUGGGCGCCGCAAGUUAAUGCUUUUCGGUGCCGCGGGUCAAGCUCUCUCUAUGGCUGUAUUGGCUGGCACGACCGCAAGGUUGACGAAGGAAUCCGGGAUCGCCGCCGCAGUCUUCCUCUUCGUCUUCAACUCCUUUUUCGCGAUCGGCUGGCUAGGCAUGACAUGGUUAUACCCAGCUGAGAUCACGCCCCUCGAUAUCCGUGCACCCGCCAAUGCCAUAUCAACGACGGCAAACUGGAUUUUCAAUUUCAUGGUCGUCAUGGUCACGCCGGUUGCCUUCGCAUCGAUUGGCUAUCAGACGUACGUCGUCUUUGCUGUCAUCAACGCUUUCAUGGUGCCAUGCGUAUACUUCUUCUUCCCUGAGACGGCUUACCGCAGUUUGGAGGAAAUGGACGAGAUCUUCCACAACGUCCAUGGCUUCCGUGGCGCUUUCACGGUUGUAAAAGUAGCCCAUGAGAUGCCGCACCGCUUUGGCAAGAAUGGCGAGCUGUUGAUCGCUUACGACGACACGGACGAAGCACAGGUAAGCAUGGAGAAAGCCCACUUCUUCUGUGAUUCCCGCUGA
Messenger RNA from Baudoinia panamericana UAMH 10762, 1572 nucleotides. RefSeq lists its product as uncharacterized. The transcript has 4 exons. The record is from RefSeq and is a predicted model, not a curated record. Gene Ontology annotation, biological process: transmembrane transport; carbohydrate transport. The coding region runs from base 1 to 1572 and encodes 523 amino acids. Gene Ontology annotation, cellular component: membrane. NCBI's taxonomy places the organism in Eukaryota, Fungi, Ascomycota, Dothideomycetes, Mycosphaerellales, Teratosphaeriaceae. Gene Ontology annotation, molecular function: carbohydrate:proton symporter activity.